Pogonomyrmex barbatus (red harvester ant) is the source of this 3900-nucleotide messenger RNA. RefSeq lists its product as uncharacterized. Gene Ontology annotation, cellular component: membrane. The record is from RefSeq and is a predicted model, not a curated record. NCBI's taxonomy places the organism in Eukaryota, Metazoa, Arthropoda, Insecta, Hymenoptera, Formicidae. Gene Ontology annotation, biological process: amino acid transmembrane transport. Gene Ontology annotation, molecular function: L-amino acid transmembrane transporter activity.
UUAAUGUGCAUUAAUCCAAUAUAGUAUGAUGUAUGUGACCGAAUUCUAAUAGUUAAACGCUAAUAGUUAAACACAUGUUUAAGCAUAUGUAUAGCUACAUUCUUCGUAAGUAUUAUAUACACGCAUGACACAUAUGUAUCAUGUAUGUGUAUGCACAUUGUCGCUUUACAUCUGAUGACGCUCAAUGACGAAAGUGGUGGCAGUCUCGAGAAGCCGGCAGGUGUCUUGACAAUUGUCAUUGGUACGGUAUACUUUACUACCAAGGUAUGACGUAUAAUUUAAUAGGAAAAAAAAUGAUAAGGAUUUUAGCGCGACUGGCGCAAAUUGAUUCGAGGUGCGUGGCAUUUAUAUUGAUCAUCUCGCAAGAUUAACCUCGUUCACAGACGGGAAAAUAAUUUAUGCCGCGCGGUCACUCGCAUGAAACUGAUGUGAAAUCAGUUUGCGAAUUAGAAGAACAACGCAACGCAAUAUUUUCUAAGUUCAUAGAAAUGUGAUAUUCAAAGAAAACCUGUCACAUGUUGGAUAAGGAAAAAUUAUAACGCAGAUGAUCGAGCUGAAUAUUCAAAAUGAUUUCUCAAAUGUCGCAUGUGAUGACCCUCGCUAAUAGCAUUAUAGGUGUGAGCGUCCUGGCGAUGCCCUUUUGCUUUAAACAAUGUGGUAUUGUACUGGCAGUUCUAGUGCUGCUUCUGUGCAGUGCCUUGUCUCGACUGGCCUGUCAUUUUCUUGUCAAAUCGGCUGUAAUAUCGAGAAGGCGCAACUUUGAGCUGCUUGCCUUCCAUGCAUUCGGCCAUAUGGGAAAGUUCUUGGCAGAACUGUUUAUUAUUGGCUUCAUGUUGGGAACAUGUAUUGCCUAUUUCGUCGUUGUUGGCGAUCUGGGACCACAGAUAAUUGGCAAGAUGAUGAGCAAAAAUCCAGCAGACAUUCGUACUAGUUUGCUUAUCUUUACUGGAGUCUUUAUAGUCCUUCCCUUGGGACUACUUCGUAAUAUUGAUAGUCUGUCUAGCAUUUGCACUGCUACUAUUGUCUUCUAUCUCUGUCUUGUGUUGAAGAUCAUAGGUGAAUCAACUUUACACAUUUUUAUGGGAGAUUGGUUUAACAGUGUUAAUUAUUGGAGACCAGCAGGUAUCCUCCAAUGUUUGCCAAUAUUUUCUAUGGCUCUUUUCUGUCAAACACAAUUAUUUGAGAUAUAUGAAACCAUUCCAAAUGUAUCUUUAGAAAAGAUGAACGACGUUGUACGAGGAGCGUUAAAUAUAUGUACACUUGUAUAUAUGUGUGUUGGCUUGUUUGGUUACGUUGCAUUCUGUACCCAAUCAUUCACAGGAAAUAUUUUAUUGAGUUUAGAACCUAGCAUAACAUCAGAACUGAUUAAACUGGGAUUUGUAUUUUCGGUCGCAUUCAGUUUUCCUCUAGUCAUAUUUCCAUGUCGUGCGAGCUUGAAUUCUCUUUUAUUUCGCCGAGUGUAUACACAUGAACCAUCUGUCAAUUAUUUACCAGAAUCCAGAUUCCGAUGUUUGACUAUUGUGAUAGUUAGCAUUUCUCUGCUCAUCGGUAUUUUAGUGCCAAACAUAGAAUUUGUUCUCGGCAUUGUUGGUUCAACGAUCGGAGUAAUGAUUUGUUUAAUAUUCCCGGCAGUAUUCUUCGUAUCUAUAAGUAGCAAAAAUACUAAUGAAAGAUUAGUGGCACAGGGCAUUUUAAUCGUCGGCGUUUGGAUUAUGAUUCUUGGUACAUACGCGAAUUUAUAUGCCAUGGAGGAGUCUACAAAUAUAAAAUUAGCAGUGACUAAUAAACCGCUCGUUCCAAUCAAUAAUUUACCAUUAGAUUUAAUUAAGGACGAUUUGCAUAUCAUUCCCGAUAUUCCUAAUAGUCUAGAACUCAUACCCAGAGCAAAAGAUAAAAUUAAUCAACUAUCUGAAAUAAACAGUCUCGAAAAAACGUUGGAUUUAAAGGCGAAGGAUGUUCGACAAGAGCCGCCAAUACCUGUAGAACGUAUAAUUGUUACCGAAAAGCCAAAUGUCGAAAAGUCUGAUAAAAUAGUAGUAGGCUCUUUUAUGCCAGAAAUAAAAAAUAUAGCUGAACCAAUUAAAAAUGAUAAUUUAAAUGAGCAAUCACAAGUUGCCAUAAAUACCGAAAUCGCUAAAAUCGAUGAAUCCAUUACUUUGAAAGCAGAAGAAAAGAUAAAGAUAAUCGAGGAGAAAGAACAGUCUAUGGAUUUGCAGAAGAAUGAUAAUCUUAUUAAUUUAGACGCGAUAAAGAAAGAGGAGUCAGAGUUGGCAGCUGACGGAGACAUUGCUAAUGCCAGAGCCGCGGAACGACAUGAACAACUCAGAAAAACAUUGGAGAAACAUAAAUUGGAACAACGUCAGAUGAUGCAAGAGCAAAAGGAGAUUUUAAAGGACAUCAAGGAACAAAAACAAGAGUUUGAAAGGGAGAAACAGAGAAUGGCACAGGACGAGGUUCUCAAAAAGAAUAAGAACAAGAUUAAUACGAAAGAUGUCUUGCCGGAGAGCAAAAAUAACUUGAAAGAAAAUAAUGAAAAAGUUGCGGAGCACAAUGAAAUUAUUAUUGAAAAUAAUAAAGAAGUUUUAGAAGAAAAGAAAUGGGAUACUGCAGAUAAAAUAAAGUUAAACGAAAAAUCACAGCUUCGAGAUGAAAAUAAUGCGAACACCAUGGUUGAAAAUAACAAGAAAAAAUUAGAUUCAUUUAAGGAAAUUAUUCAAAAUAAAGAUAUAGGAGAAACACAGAAAAUAUUAGAAAAUACGUUAGAUAAAUCUAAUGCUGUUAAAGAAAUAAUAGCCGAUCGUGAAGCAUCAGAGAAAUCAUUACAAAAAGAACAGCAAAAUAAAACAAAAAUAAAAAGAAUAGAAUUUAACAACUCGAAAAAUAUGAAAGGUCCUAUCUUGAACGUUUUAUCAAAAGGAAUUUUACAGAGAUCUAUUGUGGAAGGAGGAUUAGCUAAAGAGAACGAUAAUCAGAUAAAGGAAGAGAAGAGAGAGGUUUUUAUAAAUGAAAUUGCUAACGCAUCAGACAAAUUGCAAGGAAAAUAUGAUGAUAAAUAUUUAAUACCUAUAGCAUUAAAAAUGACAAAUCAAUCGAAAUUGGAUAAGGCAAUCAUUUCAUCACCAAACAAAAGUGAACCAGAAGUUCUCGUUAUACGUCGAGAUAUUUUGGAGAAUAAUGAACGAGAAAAAAGAGAUGUCGAUAUAGAAGUGAAUAUGAACGACGUGAAAAUAAAUAGCGUUUUGACUGAAAAAUCUGAGUCUCUUAAUAAAGAUGCUGACAAUACGAACGGCGAAACCUGCUCGAAAUUGCAGGAUAGUUCAAAAAAAUCAGAGGCAGAGCCAGAAUCUGAAAAAAAAAUAAUUAAAUCGAGUACAACCGAAGUGCCUCUGAUUAAUACAAAUCUUUAUUUAUCCGAGCAAAGAAUAACGAAAACGAUUUCUAUGGAGCAACAGAUUGCUCUAGAUUCAGAGCAUGCAUUUCAGGAUAUGAAACAUGAAGAUUCAAAAAUAUUCAGUCCUAAAGAUAAAACCGAAAUAUAAAUAGCUAAUAAUAAUAAAAAAAAAAAAAUCAAAUGAACGACAUAAUACAAAGUGAAUUUGUAAAUUGUGAUCAUUCAUUACUUUCCAAGUUGUGUUAUUUUUGUUUAUGAUUAUUGAAUUACUGUUAAGUGCAAUGGAAAUUUAUUUUCAGAUGUGUGCGUGUAUAUAUUAAGAUAUCACAAUAUAUUUAUAAUAUGUAAUAUAAUUGUACAAAUGUGCGCGAUCUUUAACGAGACUGCUAUAUAUGCUAUUCUAUAUACUAUAUUUUUCUGUCUACAACACGUGGCAAUUGUAAAAAUAAUACGAAUAUUAGUCGAGAAUAUUUGAUUAGGUAUAGGACCAAAUAUAGCUGUAUUUUUAC